Messenger RNA from Grosmannia clavigera kw1407, 873 nucleotides. RefSeq lists its product as uncharacterized. Lineage: Eukaryota; Fungi; Ascomycota; Sordariomycetes; Ophiostomatales; Ophiostomataceae. The record is from RefSeq and is a predicted model, not a curated record. The transcript has 3 exons. The coding region runs from base 1 to 873 and encodes 290 amino acids.
AUGACCCCAGAGUCGUCAGCCAUGGUCAUCAGGAAUGCUCUCCUGCGGUCUGGUCGCACGUGUGGCCUGCGGUCUUUCCGAGCCGUGACCAGUCCUCUGCCGCCGAGAUCGUCUGUCGUCGUGAAAAUGAAGAUGGUAAUGACGCUUUCCGGCUUUGAAGCUGCUGCUGGUGCAGUUCUGCGUAGUCCGGCCAUUGGCGCCCGGUUCUUUGCCUCGGCCCAGAGAAGACUCCCCGAACGCCUGCUCAUCUACCAUGCCGGCACGCCUCGGACCACCUUUCUCGCCUGUCUCAAGGUCACCACCCUCUUUGGCCUGGCCUUCUUCACCUUUCUCGUCGGUCCUGCCUAUAUCGCGGCCGAGAAGCCGUGGUGGCAGGUUGCAGGAAUCGCUGUCUGUGGCGUCGUUCCCUUCUGCCUCGUCGCCUACACCACUGCUCCCUUUGUCGCCUUUGUCCAUCUGCGGCUGCCGCCUUUUGCCCGCCAUCCGGACCGCGAGCUGCUGCGCCGCUUCGUUCACAAGCUGCCACCGGCCACUCUGCUCGACUUUACCACCAUGAACCUGGUCGGUCGCCCGCGCAUCACCACCGUGGCCCUUGGCGACCUGGCGCCCGCCCACGAGCGUCUGGGCAUCGUCAACGUAAAGCGCACAGUCCAACUAUCUCCCGGAUUGACAUCCGCACCCGGCCUCUUCUUGCGCUCGUAUCCAUGGAUCCGCCUGCCGCCUACCACCCGUUUUGGCGCUCCGUCCGCCGGGAAUAGCCGUGGCACCCCCGAGGCUUGGGCCUGGGACGCCGUGCUGGAUACCCUUAAGCGACAGCAGGCAGAGGCUGCUGCCACACCAACGUCGCCUCGCUCGCCGGCUACAAGACGCUGA